AUGAGAGUUCCCAACUCUACCACCACCUUUUGCUCUAUCUGUGCCAACGACGGUAUUGAUGACAUUCCCGCAGAAUUUCAUUGCGAAACUUGUCAUCAAUUUCUCUGCAUUGGAGAUGCUGGUAGUCAUUCCAAGAAAAAUCCACAACAUGUUGUGAAGAAAUUAACCACGAACAUGAAUGUCAACGCGUCCAAUGUACCAUCCGUUUCAUCUCUUUCUGUAUCGUUUUGUCAAUUACAUCAAUGUCCGAUCAACACAUUUUGUAAAACUUGUCGUCAAAUAAUUUGUUCAGGUUGUGCACUCAGUUUUCCACACCAAUCGCAUUCGUGUGUCUUGUUGAGUGACAUUGAUCAAGAAAUGAGACAAGAAGUGAAGAAGGAUGUUCAAAAACUGCAUGAAAUGAAAACGAAAUGGGAAUUGAAAUGUCACACUGAUUAUUCAAGUUUGGAUCAAGAAAUUGUUGAAAUUGAAAAACAGAAACAGUUACUGAAAAAAGAAAUGGACACUGUAUUCGAUGAGUUACAUCAAUUAUUGAAAAAGAGACAUGAUAUAUUGAAUGAAGAAUUGGAUCAAUUAUGUUGUGAAAGAAUUUGUGUCAUUUCAAAAAUUAAAGAAUUGAAACAACAAGUAGACAAGUCAAUGAAAGAAUUUGACCAUUUGGAUUCCAUGACAACAUUAGAAGUGGUGAGCAACAAGAUUAAUUCUCUUGAAGUAGUUCUGAAAGAUUUCAAGCGCAUGGUUUCAGAAUUUAAAUUUGGAUCUGUUCAAGAAUUACAUGAAAUGAAAUGGAAGAAGGAUGAGAAGGAAUUGAAUGAAUUGAAACAACAAAUUGACAAAUAUGGAACUCUUGACUCAUCUAUGGGUGGGUUAUCACUUGCAUUACAAGUUGUACAACUUUCGAAUGAAUGGUUAUACGAUGAAUCCAAUAUAACAAUUUCUACUCAAGACACUGUGGUAAAGAUUAUCAAAAAAAGAGGGACGAACCAUCAUUUUGUUUUUAAUAAUACCAUGAUGGAAAGAGGAAUAUUUCAAUGGAAAGUGAAAAUUGAAAACAGAGCUCAUUGGAUUGGUGUUGGAGUGUCGUCUCAAGAACUUGUAGAAUCUAGAGAUUUUCGAGCUUUUUCCAAACUAUUGUCACAAAUCCUUCUUCCUGAGCUACAAUGGAUGUACUUGGAGAAUGGAUUUGAAUGA
This is a messenger RNA of Naegleria lovaniensis, 1191 nucleotides long. RefSeq lists its product as uncharacterized. The transcript has a single exon. Bases 1 to 1191 code for a protein of 396 amino acids. The record is from RefSeq and is a predicted model, not a curated record. Lineage: Eukaryota; Heterolobosea; Eutetramitea; Acrasida; Naegleriidae. Gene Ontology annotation, molecular function: zinc ion binding.